GGAAACCAGCCCAGCUGAGGAGAGAAAACAGCGAGUGGCUGAGACGCGCUGCAGACGGAGCUGCAGACGGAGCUGUGGACGGAGGACCAUGUCUCUGGAGGGGAGGGUGGCGCUGGUGACCGGAGGGGCGCAGGGCAUCGGCAGGGCGGCGGUCCAGGAGCUGCUGCGGAGCUCAGCCAAGGUGGCCGUGGUGGACCUGAACCAGACCUGCGGGGAACAGUGCAAGAAGCAGCUGGACGCCGAGUUCGGAGAAGGGAACUGUUCCUUCAUCCAGUGUGACGUUUCCAACGGCGACGCGCUGACAGAUGCCUUCCAGAGAACCGUGGACCAGUUCGGUCGACUGGACAUCGUCAUCAACAACGCCGGCAUCAACAACGAGAAGAACUGGGAGAAAACCAUCCAGGUGAACCUGACGUCGGUUAUCAAAGGAACCUACCUGGCUCUGGAGCACAUGAGCAAAGAGUACGGCAAGGAGGGAGGAACCAUCAUCAACGUGUCCUCCAUGGCAGCCUUCCUGCACUCCCCCCACCAGCCGGUCUACACCGCCACCAAACACGGAGUCAUCGGCUUCACCAGGGCCAUGGCGGACGCCUCGUCUCAGGGCGACUACGGCGUGCGGAUCAACGUCCUGUGCCCGGCCUUCGUCGACACGCCGCUGCUGCGCUCGGUGGAGCACGAGGACAACAUGGGCAAGUUCGUCAAGUUCAAGGACGACUUCAAGCUCAGCAUGAGCAAGUUCGGGGUUCUACAGCCGUCGCUGAUCGCCGAGGGCAUGAUGAGGCUGAUCGGAGACUCCAGCCUGAACGGAGCCGUCAUGAAGAUCACCUGCUCCAAAGGAAUCCACUUCCACACCUACGAGCCCAUGUCGGCCUGAGCUGGACUCUGCUGGGCCGCCACGAGGUCGCUCAGAACUGCAUUGAUUCACUAUUUAAUGAUUCUGUCCGACUGCUGCUCGGCAGGUCCGUGGACGGAGCCGUCACGGUGACACGUCUGAAAUGUUGUUCUACAGCUGAUUUAUGUGCUUUGUGUACAAAUUUAAAUAAAUACUGAGAGUUUGUUUGAUCUGG
Stegastes partitus (bicolor damselfish) is the source of this 1067-nucleotide messenger RNA. RefSeq names its product 15-hydroxyprostaglandin dehydrogenase (gene hpgd). Gene Ontology annotation, cellular component: cytoplasm. Lineage: Eukaryota; Metazoa; Chordata; Actinopteri; Pomacentridae. The record is from RefSeq and is a predicted model, not a curated record. Bases 89 to 874 code for a protein of 261 amino acids. The transcript has 7 exons. Gene Ontology annotation, molecular function: oxidoreductase activity, acting on the CH-OH group of donors, NAD or NADP as acceptor.